AUGUGGCCAUCUGUGCCAGAUACUUUGCCACGCGCAUGCAAGCAAGCAUGCAAAGAAUCCCAUGAUCACCAAUGCAACUGCAGCAGUCAACCAAGACCAGCACCAGCGAAGAAAAGCGAGCUCAAGGAAGACGAGGCAAGCAGAAUUCAAAGGUUGGUUGAGGAUCUUGAGAAGGCCGCUAUCGCUGGCGAGUUUUCUCGCCGUCCACCGCCGCGGCAUGGGCCAGGUAACAAAAGAAAUAUCCCUGCGAAACAAGGACUCGGGGGGCCUCAAUACCCGCGACGCAAUGGUGGCCGAAAGAAUUUCUUCCGCGAGCAGACACUGCCCUCACCAAGCAACAAUGCCCAAAUCGCUGAUAAUCGGCAAAAGUGGCAGGAAUUCGCGAACGGUGGUGCAAAGGUGAUGGAUGACCAUAUGAAUACUCUGGCUCGUGCAACGGAUCCGAAUUCAGAAGCUGUCAAGCAUGCAGUUUCCAGUCUCGAGAAGUCUCUCCUUCCUAGGAAUUAUUGGCCGCUGAAGGAGAGUCUGGAGCUCGAGAAGCAAGGGGUGCUGGAGGGCCUCCCGAAGACUGAGGAGCAACUGAAGCCUCAGCAGCCCAGUGAAAGCCAGCAAUCCGAGACUCCGACGAAGCCCGAGGUCCCCCAAGGCAAUUUGAUCGACUUGGAUUAA
Molecule: messenger RNA, 669 nt
Organism: Penicillium verhagenii
Lineage: Eukaryota; Fungi; Ascomycota; Eurotiomycetes; Eurotiales; Aspergillaceae
Exons: 2
Coding region: 1-669 (222 amino acids)
Source: RefSeq, a predicted model, not a curated record